Molecule: messenger RNA, 2178 nt
Organism: Monomorium pharaonis (pharaoh ant)
Lineage: Eukaryota; Metazoa; Arthropoda; Insecta; Hymenoptera; Formicidae
Product: putative glucose-6-phosphate 1-epimerase
Exons: 6
Coding region: 209-1045 (278 amino acids)
Biological process (GO): carbohydrate metabolic process
Molecular function (GO): carbohydrate binding; isomerase activity
Source: RefSeq, a predicted model, not a curated record
UCGUCGAUCCAUCGUUCAAGCGUUCGACUCGGUUGACUCAGCUACCACCGAGCGUCGCAGGAUAUCUGGUUCUGGACCUGGACAUCUCGAUCCCGCGUGCAGAUGGAGAGUUGCGGCGCACGCGCGGGUGGAGAGGGCAAGUUCGAGGGCGUCGGACAAAGGUUGGUCGCGUCGAGCGGCCGGCCGGCAGCGCAUUCGUGACUCAAACAUGGCAGCGGCUACCAGCGUUGUCGUGCUCGACAGGGGCAACAACACCACCUGCACCAUCAAUUUACACGGAGCUACCGUGGUGUCCUGGCGAGUGAAUAACCAGGAACAGCUGUUCGUUAGUAAACAAGCUGUGUUCGACGGAAAGAAAGCGAUUAGGGGCGGUAUACCGUUCGUCUUUCCACAAUUCGGAUCAUGGACGUUCGGACCACCCCACGGCUUCGCCAGGAUCGUUCGCUGGAACGUGGAGAAGUCGCCGGAGCGAUUGCCCAGCGGGGACAUCGAGGCGAUAUUCUCGAUAAUGGAUAGCGAAUUCACGCGAUCGCUGUGGAACUCACAGUUCAGGGUAACGUACAGGCUAAUACUGCGCGAGAAGGAGCUGCAUUUCAAUAUCGGUGUCUACAAUCCUAGCAGAGACGACACUUUCACUUUUAAUCUGCUCCUACACACGUAUUUCAAAGUACCUGAUGUCAGGAGAUGCCAAAUCACGGGAUUGCAGGGGUGCACAUUCGUCGAUAAGACUAGGGACAACCAAAUCUUCCAAGAAGGCCGCGACGUCGUCACGGUGUGCGAAUGGACCGACCGGAUCUACCACAACACCCAGCCGGAACACAUCAUCACGAAUGUCGUUUCCGGUAGGAAGAUGCGCGUGCAGAAGUACAACUUUCCCGACACAGUCAUCUGGAAUCCUUGGCAGGAGAAGGCGCGCGACAUCCCGGACUUCGGUGACGACGAAUUUCCCAAUAUGAUAUGCGUCGAGAGCGGUAACGUCAGUACUCCGGUUGUACUAUUACCAGGGACGGCCUUUGAGGCGAGCCAGAUAUUACAGGUGAUGUGAGUAGAGAGUGGACCGACGUCGCAUGUCAAUGCCGCAGGCGGUACCAAUUCACUGCUGCCGACGUCCUCAGCAUCGUCUGCGGUCUGGCCAACAGGUACAGGGUGGCCGCUUUACAUGCCGCCCCCGCCACCGCCUCCGCCGCCUCCACCUCCACCUCCGCCACCUCCACCGUCACAUCCGUCGCAUCUGCACUCGCAUUGCGUUGCCCAGACUUGCACGAUAUGUUCUCUGAAUCUUUAGGAAUAUUCAGACAUGAGAUGAUGUCUGUAAACUGUGCAAGCUUCCAGAAUCUCUUCGCUUUCCGCUUCUCCAAUCAACUACAGUUUUUACGAAAGACUCACACAACACCUUAUGAUGGAGAAUGUUUUUUUUUCAUUGAAUCUCUCCAAAAAGCAGUGAUAACUAGUAAAAAUAAUAGUAAGUAAAUAGUUAAUUUCAUAGAAAAAUUUAUCUUCAUUCCGCUUGUUUUUAUCCCUACGCUUCGUCCGUACUUUACGAUAGGAACACACAAGAAACUAAGAUAACGGCCAAUCGAAUACGCAAAUAUGAGGGAUCGAUCGAUUUGUCUCUCUUUGUUUUCCGCCGUCCAAGUAAAACAAUUCGAUACAUAGGACUUAUAAAAGAGUCAAUUACAUUGUUCGAAGACAAGAUUAUUAUGUCUUUUGCAAUAUUUAUUUUCCCUUUAUUAAAAAUUUGCAAAAAAUUGCAGGAAAGUACUUGCAUAAGUGGAAGAGAUUAAGAUCCCUUUGUUAAAUAUUUUAAAGAACAUACAAAAUACGAACGAAUUAAAAUUUAACACGAUCCGUCACAAACAUGUAUACAUUCCAUAUACAUAUAAAUGGAAAGCGAAAGAAAUACAUGUCCCAUUUCGUACUCUUGACUCGUCAUGUUUAGAUAUUAGUACACGGUAUAUUGUUUAUAGAUAUAGAUUGACAUUAGGUAAGGAAUUUUGUUAAAUUACGCGCGACAAAACUUUCCCUACAGAGUUUCUAAGUAUUAUUAUGUAAUUAAUUGUUUGGUAAACGAUGAUUCGAUCUAGUUUUUUUGUUGAUGUACAUUUAAAAUUAGUAAAUAACAAAAUGCAUUUGAGAGACGUAUCUUAUGUUACAUGAAUUAUAAUAAAAACAUUCUCA